AAAUUAUGGAAGGUUAUGAAUGCUCCUAACAGAAGAAAGAAAACUCUGUUUAACCAUCUAUACAUGCUGCUUCUGGGAAUGAAAUCCCUCGAGCUAUUAACCAGAAAAUCUGGGAGACUAAAAAUGCUGUUGACAGAACAUUUUUGCAAAAAUCAAGUCCCGUGUGUGUGCCUGUGUAUCUCCUCCUACCUUUGCAGCAAGAAGAAAAAAGAGAAUGGUUAUGAGCAAGUUGACCAAGAAAGAUACAUGAACUUGGUCCGUUCUGUCACAUCUUCCAAAGCCAGCCCUCAGACACCGGAAACAUUGUAUGAAGAAGAUAAUCUGAUAUAUGGACCAGUGAGUAAGUUUAAGUCUCCAGUUAAGGAUGUUGAAGCAAAAAUUCCAAAAAAUUGGGUCCCUCUGGUAAACUCCAAUAAAAGAACUUUGCCUCCAAACAGUGACCGAAAGCACCUGCUGAAAAUCGGUUUACAAAGGCACAAGGUGCCCAGUGUGACGAGUGUUCUUCAGCAGACCAUGCCUUUGGACCAGGCAUUCUACCUGAAGAGGUGGAAGCAGCGGAUGAUUCUGGAACUUGGAAAAGAUGGUUUUGCAGAAUAUACCAAAAACCUAUUCCUUCAAGGAAAACUAUUCCAUGCAGCUUUGGAAUCUGUCUUUUUGUCUGAAGAGGUUCCGUUGAAGGAGCAGGAAAAAGAUACCACGGUCUCUGGCUACUUAGCAAGUGUGCAGCAUGUCCUGAGAGACAUCAGUGGAGUAAAAGCUCUUGAAAGUGCAGUUCAUCAUGAGACUCUUCACUAUUUAGGCCUUGUGGAUUGUGUGGCUGAGUAUCGAGGCCAGUUAUGUGUGAUUGACUGGAAGACUUCAGAGAAAUCAAAGCCGUAUCUCCGGAACACAUUUGACAACCCACUACAGGUUGCAGCAUAUACCGGAGCCAUAAACCAUGAUGCUAAUUAUGACUUCCAGGUUAGUUGUGGACUCAUUGUGGUUUCUUAUAAAGAUGGCUCCCCUGCACAUCCACAUUUCAUGGACUCGGAUCUGUGCUCUCACUAUUGGAACAAAUGGCUCCUGCGCCUUGAAGAAUACACAGAGAAGGAAAAAAACAGUGCAAUUGAGACAAGUUAGAGGGGUGUGGUCUGAGCACAGAAGUGAAGCGGGAAGUCCUGAAUUUUAAUCUAGUCUCCGAUACUGACCCUCUUUGACCUUGGGCAAAUCACUUAAUAUCUCUGCCUCAGUGUCCCAUAAUACUUGCCUACCUUACAGAGGUGCAAGAGGAUUGAAUGGGCCAACUUAAAUUGGGCUGAUAUUUACAUUUUGCAGCAAGCCUUUAUAAAACCUGAAAUCAAUAGAAAUGUUCCCACAAUUAAAGAAAAAAUCCAGUUAAAAGUUUAUGUAAGCAAACUAUCACACUCUUGCAGUGUUUGAAACCUAACCCUUGCUGAACUGAGAACAUGAAAGUGAAAUUGACUCUGAACCAAAGCAAAACUUGCAUUGUCAGAGCUGAGUGAAAUGCAAACAAUAAAGAGCAUAAGUAGUGACAAGUAGACUGGAUUUUAAACAUUUCAGCUCUUGCUAAUCUCUCAUCUGUUUACAACAUUAUGUUGACAGUGUCCCUUUGAAGCCAGAAAAACUGCAAGUGCUAAGAAUAACUAAACCUGCAUUAAGCAAUCACUCAGGAUGUUAAGACAAAUUGGUUGCUUUAGCAGAAGUGGCCCCCAGAAGAGGAGCAGAAAUGUAAUUGGCAUAGCUGAAGACUACCCGUAAGAGCCCCCUAAGACAAGAGGUUGCUCUAACAAGAGUGGACUCACUCUCGUACAGGUUUCUCUGCAUCAGUACAAAGCUGCGUCUCUCACAUAAAGCAAAGUGAGAAUGAAACGGAGGCUUUGUACCUUAGGCCCCAAUUGGGCAAUAAGUUCCAUGCAAAGACUCUUGUGCCAACACAGCUCCGCUGAUUUCACUGGGGUGAUGCAUAGAUUAAGGGGGCCCACCCAUGCAGAACUAAUUGCAGGAUCAGAACCUUAGGAUGUAUAUUGAUGACAGUAUAUUUUUCAGAAAUCUUAUUUUGUGAUUUUGAAAUUUAAGAACUGAAGAUUUAAGAACUGAACGCUGAUGCUAGUUCUUAAAUAAACAAGUAAAAACUGCAACCAUAUCCUUCACGGACUACAAAGGUAUCUUGCUUUCUGUUGACUAUGUUAAGUUGACUAAAUAACAAGUUUAUCGAUUAAUAAUUAGUCCUAAAAUACAGGAGUCACAUUUGAGACUCAUUUCAUAAUAACGAGUUUGUAAGAAGAGAUGAUAACAAGAUAGUGUUGUAAAUGUUGAAUAAACACUGAGCAUUUCUUCUUA
Molecule: messenger RNA, 2340 nt
Organism: Terrapene triunguis (Three-toed box turtle)
Lineage: Eukaryota; Metazoa; Chordata; Testudines; Emydidae
Gene: MGME1
Product: mitochondrial genome maintenance exonuclease 1
Exons: 4
Coding region: 16-1119 (367 amino acids)
Biological process (GO): mitochondrial DNA replication
Cellular component (GO): mitochondrion
Molecular function (GO): single-stranded DNA exodeoxyribonuclease activity
Source: RefSeq, a predicted model, not a curated record